CACAUCUCUGGUUGGGACCCAUACCACUCAGGAGAGCCUCAAAGGGCUCUCUCUCGUUUACACCCACACACCCUUCCUGCCAUUCCCCCAAUCCCCCAAAGGCGCAGGCGGUGGGCGGCGUGGGAUCGGAUCUCGCUCCUCCAGGCAUGUCUUUCUCCGGCGCCGGCGUCGGCAGUAGGUUCAUGGCUUUCUCUCCCUCACCGUCAGCUCUUCACUCGCCUCAUCUUUCCGGUCUUCGCUCUGCCGCCGCCUCCUCUGCUCUCCUCGAGCAAGAGAAAUAUUUAUCUGAGUUACUGGAAGAACGUCAUCAUCUUAGUCCUUUCACGGCUGUGCUUCCCCUCACCUACAGAUUGUUAAGCCAAGAAAUUUUGCGUGUAACCACUCUGUUGGGGAAUGCAUCAGUUUUAGGUCAAAGUGGGCUUGAACAUGGUAGCCCCCUGGCUUCUGGAGGAUUAUUUUCAAAUGGAGGUGCCGAUAUGAAUGGAUGUGCAUCACGAUUUCAAUCAGAAGUCCCAGGCUUGUUACAGUCAUCAUCAGCUCAAAAUUGGCUUAGUUCACAAAGUAGCUCAUCUGGUCUUAUUGUUAAAAGGACAAUCAGAGUUGAGAUACCUGUGGAAAAGUAUCCUCAUGUAUGGUAUAACUUUGUUGGCCGACUCCUAGGCCCAAGGGGGAACUCGCUGAAGCGUGUAGAGGCUAAUACAGAGUGUCGAGUUUUGAUCAGAGGACGUGGUAGCAUUAAGGAUCCAGCUAGAGAAGAAAUGAUGAGAGGGAAACCUGGGUAUGAGCAUCUGAAUGAACCUCUGCAUAUUCUAGUUGAGGCAGAAUUACCCGUUGAAAUAAUAGAUGCUCGCCUGAUGCAGGCCCGUGAAAUACUUGAGGAUUUGCUUAAGCCUGUGGAUGAAUCUCAUGAUUUUUACAAGAAACAGCAGCUUCGGGAAUUGGCGAUGCUCAAUGGCACGCUUCGUGAGGAAGGUUCUCCUAUGUCUGGGUCUGUAUCACCAUUCCACAACAGCCUUGGCAUGAAGAGAGCUAAGACCAGGGGGUAAUUCAAUCAAGGAUGAGAGGCUUUGGGAGCUUAUAAGUUAAUUUCUGCAAGUAAAUAACACUUGCCGAGUCACAGGUGUUGCUGUGUCAACCAGUGCUCUGAACCACCGUCGGGGCACUGGCAACAUAGCGCCAGUUCUAGCUUGUUUCUAUGUGCUUUGUGUUUAUAUUCUGUUUGGGGGAAAGUUUAAAAAUGUUAGCACGUAGGAAAGGUCCAAAUGAGUUUGGGGUUUUCCGUUUAUUUUUAUUGUGUCACUUAGCAGUUUGGUUGGAUAUCUAAUCCAGCCUGUCUAUAUAAUAUAUUAGGUUAUCUACUAGACUUGCUAUGGCAGUUUUGGUAUGUUGGUGGAAUUCUUUGUGAGGAACGUGAUGUGUAUGGUUUGUACCAAAAACAUGAGGCAGAUAAUGAUCCUACCCUAAUGCGUGAUGUAUGGGUGACAUUUUGUAAUAUGGAAUGUAGAUUAUAGAUUUGUGAAAUGUAUUCUUUGUUCAUGGUAAA
Neltuma alba is the source of this 1543-nucleotide messenger RNA. RefSeq names its product KH domain-containing protein At5g56140. The transcript is spliced from 7 exons. The record is from RefSeq and is a predicted model, not a curated record. Bases 147 to 1046 code for a protein of 299 amino acids. NCBI's taxonomy places the organism in Eukaryota, Viridiplantae, Streptophyta, Magnoliopsida, Fabales, Fabaceae. Gene Ontology annotation, cellular component: nucleus. Gene Ontology annotation, biological process: regulation of mRNA splicing, via spliceosome. Gene Ontology annotation, molecular function: mRNA binding.